Molecule: messenger RNA, 1815 nt
Organism: Didymodactylos carnosus
Lineage: Eukaryota; Metazoa; Rotifera; Eurotatoria; Philodinida; Philodinidae
Source: the annotation of a GenBank genome assembly
AUGCAUCAGAAUUACAUCGGUAUUUGGUUGCAUGACGAAACAAAUGAAAAAUCGACCGAUUAUUUAAUCAUUAAGAAUAGUCUGUGUCAGAUCUUUAAUUGCUUCAAAACAUUUAAAAAAUGGUGUGAUUUAAUUAGUUACGUUACUCUAAGUGAAAGUGGCAAAUUUUUUAUUAUUAUAUCGCAUUCGGACGCUAAAUACCUUAUUCCUAUUCUUUAUGAAGAGCUGCUAAAUAUAUUGCAUAUUUACGUAUACUGUCCGAAAGAAAAUACUGAUCAACAAUGGAUAGCUGAUUAUUCUACAAAAUGUCAUGUUUUUGGUGACGGAAAUGAUCUUUUUCCUAAAUUAACUACUGAUCUUAAGGCUUACGACGAUGAAGAAACAAGGACAUGCAGCUUUAGUACCGAUGGGAAACGGCCAAAUAGUAAUGAUUCUGAAAAUCGUCUCUAUCGUACACCACUGCUAAUUAAUAUGUUUACUUCAAACGUAACAGAAAAUUCGAUAAGAAAUCUAAGUAGAGACUCAAUCGCAUUUAUAUGGUUUCAAGUAUUCAUUAAAAUUUUACUUCGUAUGGAACAUACGAACAAAACAACACAAGCAAUGAUAGAAAAAUGUCGAUCAGAAUACGAAACAAAUAGUACUCAAUUACAAAAAAUUGACGAAUUUCAGCAAACGUACGAAACUGACCAAGCAAUAUGGUGGUAUACAAGGGAUUCGUUUCUAUUUCACCUAGUGAGCAAAUCACUUCUAACGCAAGAUAUUCAUUCUAUCAUUCCAUUUCGUUUGUUUAUUGUCGAUCUUCAUAAUCAAUUAGUUGAACUUCAUUACAAACGUACCGAGAAAAUUCUGAAGGUCUAUCGUGGAAAGAAAAUAUCUAUAUCUGUCCUACAAAAUUUAAUUGAUAACCAAGGCGGUCUUAUCUCAAUGAACGCGUUUCUAUCUACGUCGACUAGUUGGCAGGUUGCUAGUGAAGUUUAUGCAGGAGAAGGCCAAGAACGCGAACGGGUGUUAUUUGAAUUGGACCUUAAUAGUGAUUCAAAUGACACCGAUAUAAAGCCCUUUGCUGAUAUUUCGCACAGAAGUCAAUUUCCAGAGGAGCAGGAAAUUCUAUUUUCAGCAGGAACAGUUUGGCGUAUUAAAUCUGUAAAGUAUAAUGAAGAUUUGCGCUUAUGGAGCAUAUAUUUGAAAUUAAGUGGCAAUAAUGAAUUAAAAUCUGUCGAACUAAUAAAUCAAUUAAAUAAACAAAUCGAUGAACAAUGCACUUUGUUAACAUUAGGAGAUUUCUUACUUAAGAUUGAGGAAUAUGAUAAAGCGGAGUACUACUUUAAAGAAAUGCUCAAUGAACUCUCAUCGGUAGAUAAACGACGAGGAAUAUUGUACAAUAGUAUUGGAUUAGCUAAAUAUAAAAAGGGAGAUCCCAAAGCAGCAUUAAAAUCAUUUAAACAAGCUCAGGACUUUAUCGAAGCCAAUUAUCCUAAUUAUGGUAAUAAUAGUAAUCAUUCAUCUGCUACAACAACAACAACAUCACAAAACGAUAAAGUCAUAUUAAUAGUAUUAACUGCUACAUAUCCUUCUGAAAUUACAAUUUAUAAUAAUAUCGGAUAUAUGUAUCAUAAAAUGCGUGAUUUUGAAAAAGCAUCUGAAAAUUAUCAAAAAGCUCUCGAUUUGUAUUCAGAAAGUGGUAUCGAAAAUGUCCAAGGUCUAUCAGCCAUUCAUAAUAAUAUCGGUGGUUUGUGUUUCGAUAAAGGCGAAUUUAAUGAAGCUCUAAGAAAUUACCGAGAGGCGGUAAACCUGUUACCAGAAACUCAUGCAUAG